AUGUUAAUUACUGUGAUAAAAAAUUUAAUCUAUUACUAUAGUUGUACAAUAUUUUUUUGUUUUAAUUAUUAUACCUCAUUCAUUAUUCUAUUUUAUUUUCGUUCGAUUAAUGCUAUAACUAAUAUUAAAUGUCCAACAUAUGAACGUAUUGUUGAUCAUUUAAUAUUUAAUCAAACAUUACCACAACCAUGUCAAACAUUUAUCAAUUUUUCAUCAUUUAAUAAUGAUGAUUAUGUAUUAAAAUCAGCAGCAUAUAAUCAUUCGAAUAAUAGUGGACCAUUUUUAAUAUCAUCAACGGGUAUAUAUUAUGGAAAACGAAUCGAAUAUAAUAAUAUAUAUAUUGAUCAAUUUCUUGGUGUCUAUUAUGCUGAAUCACCAUUACCAUUACAAAAACCAGUAAAAAAAAAAUUUUCAUAUACAAUUCAAAAUGCUACUACAUUUGGACCAUGUUGUAUGCAAAGUUUACUUAUGACAGAAAAUUUAUCCUAUGGUUCAUUUGUUAUGAAACGAAAUUUUGAUAAUAAUUGUUUAUCAUUAAAUAUUUAUCGAUCUGAUUUAAGAUUUGGUGAAAGAAAAAAAGCUAUAACAAUUUUUUCACAUGGUGGCAGCAAUCAAAUUGGUGCUGGAUCUUUGUUUGAUGGUAGUAUACUUGCCGGUGAAGGUGAUAUUAUUGUUGUUACGAUGAAUUUUCGUUUAAAUUAUCAUGGAUUUUUAAGCAGUGGUGAUACACGUAUAAAAGGAAAUUAUGGACUAUGGGAUCAAUUAUUAGCUAUUCAAUGGGUAUCUGAAAAUGCACAUCUCUUUGGAGGUGAUAAUACAAGAAUUGUUCUUGCUGGUCAUUCGGCUGGUGCAGGAAAUGUUAUGUUAUUACCAGCUAGUCCCUAUUGUCGUGGUAUGAUUAAACGUGUACUAUCACAGUCUGGUACAGGUUUAGCUCCAUGGAGUAUUAAUCAUCGUCCAAUGAAAUUGGUACAACGAUUUUCAAAAGAAUUUGGAUGUGAUCAUUUAGAAGAGAAUAGAAUGUUAGAUUGUGUCUAUAAAUUAUUAGAACAAAAAAUUGAUUUUUAUCGUUUACAUCUAAGUUUAAAUAUAGCGGAUGAUAAUCCCUAUCCGGUGAUUGACAACGAUUUUUUGAACGAUACAUUAGAAAAUACACUUCAAAGUAAUGCUUAUCAAAACAUUGACAUAAUGACGGGUGUCACAUUAAAUGAAGGCCUUUAUUUUGCUGAAUAUCAUAUUGCACAUUUCUAUAGUAGUCAUUUUUCAUCGAACAUGAAACAAAGAGAGAAUGUUGUCAAUAAUAAUAAUAGUAAUAAUCAAAAUAAAUUCAGAGAAAAACGUUUAGUACGAAAGGAAGAUGAUAUUAUUUUACCACCGGAUAUUGUACCAAUAUCAGCGAUUAAUGAAGAUGAAGUGCGAUCAUUACCGUUGAAUGAUGAUGGACAUCCAAAAUCAUUGGAAGAAAAACAAAAAAAUACACCCGAUUCAAACGUUUAUUUUCAAUUAGAUGCCUAUGGAGUAUUGAAACAAUUUUCAAAAGUAAAUUAUAUUGAACGUUAUAUAAAUGCAAAUUUUCUUAAUGGACAUUGUCAUUUGGAUAAUGUACGAAAACGAUAUGAGACACCAGGUAAGAAUAAUAUAACAAUUCGUUCACGAUUAUAUAUUGAUUUGGUAUCAGACUUGAUGUUUAAUUAUCAUAUGGUUCAACUAUUGAAUAUUCGAGCUAAAACUCCCAAUGUAAAUUCAUCAACAUACGCUUAUAUUUAUUCUCAUAAGCCAACAUUUAAAGCAAAAAGUUUAUUUCGAGAUCAUUUAAAAACAUUGCCAACUGUUGUUGGACAUUUUGCCGAAUUAGAUUACGUAUUUGGUGUUCCAUUGGCAAAAGAUUAUCCAAAAAUACACAAUAAUGUUAAUAAAAAUUGGUAUAAUUAUUCUGUGGAAGAACAAGAAUUUAGUAGACAAAUAAUUCGAUAUUGGACAAAUUUCAUUAAAACAGGUGAUCCUAAUGAUGGUUUACCAGUACCUGUACAAUGGAACGCGUAUACAAAUGUUAAUCGUGCCUAUAUUGAUUUAAAAUUGAACGAUAUUCAAAGACGACAAAAUUAUUUUGAUUCAAUGUAUGAUUUCUGGUUUGAGCUUUAUAAACAAGAUAAAAUUGGUUGUUCGAUGAUGAAAACAAAAAAGAAAAAUAUAUUUAUUAUUCUAGCAUUAAUAUUACUUAUAAUAACAUUUAUGCUAGGAUUUCUUAUUAUUCGUCGUCAUAUUCAAAGAAAAAGUAUCUACAGACGAUCUAUUAACUCACCAUCAACAAUACCGAUAUCUUCUCACAAUAAUGGUGUUCUUACUCUGAACGAUGAUCACACAACACAACCGCUAGUCACUUCGUUUCAUGUGAAGACGUAA
Messenger RNA from Didymodactylos carnosus, 2403 nucleotides. The record is from the annotation of a GenBank genome assembly. Lineage: Eukaryota; Metazoa; Rotifera; Eurotatoria; Philodinida; Philodinidae.